AUGAAGAGUAAAGAUAUCCGAGAGCUGGCACUGCGAUUGUACAACGACGGCUGCAGUGGGAAUGAAAUUCACAGAAGCUUACGUGGUUUGAUUUCAAGACGAACAAUUUUUUACGGGUUAAAAUUACUUAAAGUUACCGGUGCAAUCGCAUUACAAGAUCCAUCAGGUUGUCCAAGACAAAAUGAAAAAAUUUAUGCUGCUACACGUAAUGAAGCCGAUGAGAAAGGUGCUGUACAUCACAAAGCAAAGUUCCCAGCUGGUGUCAUGGUUUGGGUAGAAGUCUGCUCUCAAGGAAUAACACGGCCAGUGAUUAUUGAGAACGGGACGAUUGACAGUGAUCGAUAUAUUGCUGAUAUAUUGCCUGUUGCAUUAAAGGAUGGUACACAAAUGUUAGGCAAUGAAUUCAUUUUCCAGCAAGAUGGGGCAAAACCUCAUACUGCGAAAAAUACUUAA
Molecule: messenger RNA, 453 nt
Organism: Rotaria socialis
Lineage: Eukaryota; Metazoa; Rotifera; Eurotatoria; Philodinida; Philodinidae
Source: the annotation of a GenBank genome assembly